GCGCGGGUUCGUGGCCGGUGCUCUUAUUUCUGAUAAAGGACGGGACAUUAGCGGACUUGCGGUGGCCUUGCUGCAGGCUGCAUGGUGCAGAGGAGCAAUGAUUGCAACCCAGGAGCUGAGUGCAAGAUUGGUAUCCUCUUGCCAAAAGCUCUGGGAAAAAGAGUCACUUCUGGACUGCACAGUUGCUUGCAUUAAUGGCAAGCUGAAGGCGCACAAGAUAGUUCUGUCAGCUGCAUCAGACUUCCUCCUGGACCUCCUUGAGGGCAACCCUGGUGAACAUCCAACAUUGAUCUUAGAUACUGAUUUUGAUUCACUGAACCACCUGCUGAAUUAUCUUUAUUAUGGAAAUCUACCAUCGGAAGAGUUUUCAGAUUUCUUCAGUCUUGCGCACAAGCUCAAACUGCAUGGAAUAACGGCGGGUCCGGAGCCCUCCCAAGCGGCGGACGGGGCGGUCCGGCGGCGCGGCCGGCCCCGCAAGACGCGUCAGGUGGCACGCCGCGAGGACGGACCGCUGGUGGCGGCGGCCGCCAGCGCUCCACCCGAUCCUGCCCGUCCGCCGCUCUUCCUGCCGACGGAGCCGGUGGCUGACGUCGAGGUGAAGGUGAUCCGCACUGUGGCCGGCACCAUCCAAGUGCUGCGACCCAACCAGGCGUCUGUUGACGGAGCCGAGGUGCCGGCGCCAGCCUCGCCGCCCCCGCCGCCGCCGCCUCCGCCGCCGCCGGGUGACGCGGGUCGCGACCGACCCUUGGCCACGGCCGGUAUCCCCGAUCAGCUGUUCGGCGGGUCGGCCACCCCGGCCGCCGCCGAGUCCCCGCCCUCCGACGACGAAGGCGACGCGGGCGGUGGAGGCGAGACAGAGUGGCAGCCGCUGCUCGACCUGGACGAUUCUGGGAAGCUAGUCGACGAGGCGCAGGCCGGCGAUGACGUCACAUCGGAGAGCAGCAGCAGACGGCCAGCGCGGCGAACCUCCAGCAGCGUGCAGUGCAGCUUCUGUGGCAAAAUGUGCUGCAACCGCCAGACACUGAAGGUGCACGCGCGCGUCCACACGGAUGAGCGGCCGUUCGCCUGUCCCGCCCCCGACUGUGGCAAGGCCUUCCGGCAGCGCGUCCACCUGCGCCGCCACGUGCGCUGCCACGAUACCGUGCGUCACUUCAGCUGCCCCGUCUGCGGUCGCUCGUUCAAGUUCGAGUCGAAUCUGCAGCGCCACAAGGAACUGCACGACAAGGGCAGCGGCCCCCUGCGGCCGCGCCGCUACCGCGACAACAAGGGUAUCCUCUGCAACCUCUGUGGCAAGAAGUUCGUCUCGCCAGCGGCCUUCGAGAACCACGUACGCGUGCACACCAACCACCGACCGUUCGUGUGCGGCGUCUGCCAGAAGGGUUUCAAGCAGAAGUCGCACCUCACCGAGCAUGAGCGCAUUCACUCAGGCCAGAAGCCGUUUAAGUGCGUGCGCUGCGAGCUGACGUUCUACAACCGGAGCCGCUUCAAGCUGCACCAGGUGAUGCACCUGAACGAAGAUGUGCAGAAUGGCGAGUCGCCCGAAGUGCUCGAUCCGGAGCAUAGGUUUCCGGUAUGCACCAUCUGCUCCAAAAGGUUCAUCAACGCCAGCAAUCUGAGGCUGCACCAGCGACGGCACAGCAACGCCAAGCCGCACGCCUGCCACCUGUGCAGCUUCCGCUUCAAGAUGGCCAAGAGCCUGGACAAGCACCUGGCCUCGCACCACAAGGAGGAGCAGCAGCGGCUGGAGGCCGGAGAGCAGCUGCAGCAGGAGCGGCAGCAGUCUCAGGGGUCUGCGGCCGGCCUGCCGGUCGCGGAGACGGGCGCCGAGGCAGCCGUCAUCAUCCUCCGCGAGGAGGAGGACGGCAGCCUGACGUAUGUGCCAGAGCUGCAGGACGCCAGCACCGACGGCAGGGUCGUCCAGGUGGUGUUGGACGAGUCGGAGCGGAAGCAGGUAGAGCACCUGAUGACGGCGAACGCGCUGGACGACAAAUGGAUGGCAUCGCAGCCGAUGAUGGUGCCGGACGUGGCCGGCGGCCUGGCGGGGGAGUCGGCGCCACGGCCGGCACCGGCGGACCCGGGCGCUGCCGCCGCCGCCGCCAUCCUGAUGGAGCCGCGUGGCGUCAGUCCCCGCGGGCAGUGACGGGAUGGCUCGAACGGAAAUGGCAAGGAGACCCGGUCAGAGAUGGUGGUGACAUGUGGCUAAGCGUCUCCUGUUGUGUUCUGCGCGGUCCCCUGCCGGAGGAGGCCGUCUGAGAACCCUAAAUGAGCAAGCGAGGGUAUCGGUCGUGUGGGGGCGGGGAAUGAGGGCUCAUGUGAAGAGCGGAGCUGAGUCUCACACCACCGCACCCGCCGUCGUGCUUUUUCACGAAUAGUUCUACCUUAAGUAUGGUGUAAAUUAUGGUGACAAUGGUAAACGCUAAGCCGAGGCUACACGAUUGUACGCACCGUUGUGUACUGCGAUACUUUUGUUCGCAGGCCACGCCGGACUUUUACCGCUUUAUUAAGGAACUGCAGACGUUCGCGCGUGCACUACCACGAUAGUUCGCGGAGCUGGACCGCAGCGUGGCGACACCUGGCCGUUGUUUUGAUUGCCGCGCCGAACGUCGCAGUACAGCCCGGCCAGCCGGGGGGAUGUAGGGUGCUGCAGACCGGCUGGUCGGUGCCGCCACUCUCUGCUCUCUGACUCACGCCGUAGGGGCAGUCGCCACAUGGGCUCCGCUCGCUGCCGACCACUUGUGCUUGUGCGUCGUGUGGUGCGGAAAUACACGUAGCCACUCCGCG
Molecule: messenger RNA, 2781 nt
Organism: Pollicipes pollicipes
Lineage: Eukaryota; Metazoa; Arthropoda; Thecostraca; Pollicipedomorpha; Pollicipedidae
Product: zinc finger protein 324B
Exons: 14
Coding region: 98-2140 (680 amino acids)
Molecular function (GO): protein binding
Source: RefSeq, a predicted model, not a curated record